Panonychus citri (citrus red mite) is the source of this 2329-nucleotide messenger RNA. RefSeq names its product tachykinin-like peptides receptor 99D. Gene Ontology annotation, cellular component: plasma membrane. The transcript has 5 exons. Gene Ontology annotation, biological process: G protein-coupled receptor signaling pathway. Lineage: Eukaryota; Metazoa; Arthropoda; Arachnida; Trombidiformes; Tetranychidae. The coding region runs from base 617 to 2026 and encodes 469 amino acids. Gene Ontology annotation, molecular function: tachykinin receptor activity. The record is from RefSeq and is a predicted model, not a curated record.
AGUUUUAGUGUGACUACAAAACUCUGAGUUUAGUUAUUCCAUGAAUUUAGUAGCCAUGAUAUUUACAUGGGAAUUGCAUGUUAAAGUUUAAUAUGUUAUGACAUGAGAAAUAAUUGAUCAGAAUCAAAUUUAAACCAGUUAAUCAGAAAUUGGGUUAAACUUUAAAUCCAAUUUUUGAACAAAAAUCAGCAAAUAAACAAAAACUCACUCACCAAGGAGUAAAAAAAAAAGAUCUGAACAAAAGUAAUUCAAACCUUAAUCAAUGUUUUCCCAUUUCAAUUAGUUUCACCAAUUAAUCAACAAUCAGACAAACAAAAAUACAACCUUAAAUUACCAUAGAGUGAUUAAAAAUAUACUAACUACAAAGAUCAACUGUAAAAAUCAUAACCAUUAACGAGUAACAUUAUACAUAUACAUAAAUUGUUCAAUUCCAAUGACAAACUAUCAUUAAAACAAAAUUCUAAAUCAACAACAAAACCUUUAAUCAUGUGCUCAACAAUUAAAGAUCAACAAUUGUAAAAUUUAAAUUGUGUCAUAAACAAGAGCAAAGAAUUAAAUUUCAGAUAAUAAUCAAAAUUUUAAUUCACUUUGUAAAGUCUUUAAUCAACCAAACGGAAUGAAUUUAUCAUCAAUGUUAAUCCAUGAAUCUUUAUCAAUCGUUACUAAUGAUUCAUCAAUGAUCAGUGAUUUAUUAUCAACCGUUAAUCUAAUUAAUAGCAAUAAGUAUAAUAAUAAUAAUAAUAAUAGUGUCAAUGUGUUUGGUGUAAAUAAUAAUGCUCAUGUUAAUCAUGUUCAAUUCAAUGAUUAUGAUAAUCUUUCAUUACUUGGUUACAAUUCAUCUGAAUUCAUUGAAUUUGACCUUUCAAAUUCAACCAACAAUCAAAGCCAUUUACUAAAUUCAUCCGAUAAUUCAGUUCUGGAAAGAAAUAAGUUUAUCCUUCCCUGGUGGCAACAAGUUAUCUGGACACUGGUCUUCGGUGGGAUGAUAUUAGUUGCCACCGGUGGUAAUACGAUAGUGAUAUGGCUCGUUUUGGCCCAUAAAAGGAUGAGGACGGUCACUAAUUAUUUCAUCGUUAAUCUAUCGGUAGCGGACAUCAUGGUGUCCACGUUAAAUGUUAUCUUUAACUUUACCUGUAUGCUCAACGGGGAUUGGCCUUUUGGUACACUUUAUUGUAAGAUAUCAAAUUUCAUUGCAAUUGUCUCAGUUUCUGCCUCCGUAUUGACCUUAAUGGCAAUUUCAAUUGAUCGUUAUGUAGCCAUUAUCUAUCCAUUAAAACCUCGAAUGUCCAAGAAAAACACCGUAUUCAUAACUCUAGCAAUUUGGAUAAUUGGAAGUAUAUUAGCCUUGCCUAAUAUGCUUUAUUCAAACACGAAGCGGGAAUUUUUCCUCAAUGGAGAUUAUCGUGAUAUUUGCUUCCUCGAAUGGCCUGAUGGACAAGCAAAUACAAGUAGAUUUGAUUAUAUUUACAAUGUGAUAAUUUUAUUGGUAACUUAUAUGGUCCCAAUAUGUUCAAUGUGCUUUACCUAUUCUCGAGUUGGUAUUGAACUUUGGGGUUCAAAGGGUAUUGGUGAAUACACAGAGAAACAAGUGGAAUCAAUGAAAUCAAAGAGAAAGAUUGUUAAGAUGAUGAUUGUAGUAUUUGUUAUAUUUGCUGUUUGCUGGUUACCAUAUCAUGUCUACUUCCUGCUUACCCAUCAUUUUCCGGAAAUGAUGGAAGCUGAUUAUGUUCAACACAUUUAUCUAAUCAUCUACUGGUUGGCAAUGUCAAAUUCAAUGUACAAUCCAAUCAUUUACUGUUGGAUGAAUUCAAGAUUUCGAGAAGGAUUCAAGAAAAUAUUUUGCUGCCUAUGUUAUGAUAAUUCUGAUUCUGAUAAUUAUUUAGAAUCAAAAUUAACUCGUCGAGGUAAAUCAAGCUUUUCUGAAGCUUGUAUUACAGAGACAAAGAUACGUUUAAAUGGCAAUGGUCAUGGAACUGCCCUGAUGAUGGAAGAUUUGACAAUUAAACAAUCUGAAUAUCGAUUGUAAAAAUGAACUGAUUUAUAAUGAUAUUGAGAUUAACAUCUUGAUACUUAUACAUGUAUAUGUAAUGAAACGUAAAUAGUUAAUAUCUAUUGAGUUUAAACCAUUAAUAAUAAGCACAAAGUCGUAAAUGGUUAUCAACAAGUCGCUUGUGUUGUAAAUAUAAUAUAUAUUUAAUCAAAGUGAAAAUUGAAUCUUAAUAUUACAUCAAACAUUUGAUUAUCCUUGAUUAACUGUAAAAUUGUUUUAUAUUACCCAUGUAAAUAAUUAAUUUACUGUUAUUUAUUUAUGAAAAAAUAAAAAUUUCAU